AUGCAGAAUGCCACCUUCCUGGAGCCGCACCUUCAAGGCGUGAGACGCCGAGACAGCCGAAGCUCGGACUCCGAUCACGAUGAGCGUUCCACAGAAGAUGACGAACGCUCCCUUCUGCGUAGUUCGCCGCGGGUUAGGCUGCCCCCGCCCCCGCCUCCCCCGCCCGAUGACGAGCCCCCGCCGAUGAAGCCGCGGGAGUACUUCGAGCGACUGCAGAGCCAAGCUAUGAGAGAGGCCCAGGAUCGCAAGCCGAGACGAGAGACUAAAGACCCCAGCCAGCUGUUCAGACCUGUCGACGCCGACGGCAGCCUAGGCGACAGCCUGAGUCAGAGUCGUGAAAGCCUGUCAUCGGACGGCGAGGGCGCUCGAGGGGACUGCUCGUCUGUUGGCUCUUCAGGGUCAGGAUCUGAGGAACAGCCGCCAUGCGACAUUGGACUGUUGGAGCGUUUGAUAAGGACCCACCCGGUUUGGUUCCUACCCGGCAUACAGAGGGCGGGUGCGUUCCAUUUGCUGCAGGGAAAGGAAGAAGGGAAUUUCGUCGUCCGUCAAUCUAGCCAGCCGGACACGAUGGCGAUAAGCGUCCGCCUUCCGGCCGACAAGGGACCGUACAUCGAACAUUACCUCAUCCAAGCCUCAGGUGGUCGUAUCGGCCUAGAGACAUCGCACAACCGCUUCGACAAUAUCCCAGAGCUGAUCGCACAUUACUCGCAGUGCUGCGAUGAAUUACCCGUUCAACUGCAAUUGCCUCGGCCAUUGCGAGAGGCUAAAAGCCGACAACAGCUCAGUUCCCUCACGUUGCUUGGUCAAGAAUUCUGGGGUUAUCCAAUGGCCAACCCUAAAAAUAACACGCAGAAUCUUCUGUCACCGUGCCAACUAGCUAACGGUGUCGUCCCAAUGGCUGUUACACCGUCUGAUACUGGAUCUAGUCUGAGCAGUUUUAAUGCAAGCACGAGCGCAAUAUCUCGUGAACGAGUAUUUAGUCCAGAUAAGGAUCAAAACGUCGUAUUGAAAAUGUCGCCAGUCGACGCGUCCGAGUCCCCACCGAGUCAAAGUCAAAGCCUCAGCACGUUUAAAGGGAGAACCGCCCCUUCGCCGCCAGCGAAGCCAAGCGGAAACUUUGUGAGAGCGCCUAGACCAACCCCACCAAACACGCUAAACCUCAUAUCAAGUACAGCUCUUAUCACACAACCGCACACAUUUCCCACAGUGAACACACAACAUUCCCCCACACAUACGACCAGUGCAAAGACAACACCGCCUCCGCCGCCACCGAGAUGGGCGAAACCGCCCUUUUCGAAGAUGUCUCUAUCACCAAAGUCAGAGAUGCAUUUAUUCAGCCCCAUCAACAGGUCGACACAGAAUGGCAUCGUCAUAGCCACGAUGACAACACCAGUCAGUGUCAACAACGCACACUUUCACAAUAACCACACAAAUGGGAGCACACACAACGAUCGGUCGCAACUAACGCUUUCGUCUAAUGCCGCCAACAAUAACAGUAACGCCGCCAACAAUAAUAGUAACGCCGCCACUCCAUUCAAUAUGGACGCAGUCAAAAGCUUUGCAGAAUCUAACGGGGAUGCACAGAAUAUGACGCAACGUCUGUCACCAGAGGGGGAGUGUGGCAAAACCAUAACGAGUAGCUUAAACGGGAACUUUAAAAGGCAAGCGGUCGAACAGAACACCACCGAACCCGGUUCGCCGGUAGAGUCGCAUUCACAGAACACCUCGGAGUCUGUAGAUCCAAUUUGCAAUUCAUUAACCAAAUCAAGCAGCUUCGCCCCCAAUCAAUUAGUAUCACCGAACGGUACAAAUUCCGUUACCAGCGGGAUUUUCUCCCCAACAAGUCAAAUCAAUUCACCAGUGUCUAAUGACACGAUAUCCUCUAAAAGUGGGGUGUUUUCUCCAUCCAGUCAGACUAACAAGAGCGAGGUCUUCUCACCGGUGUCUAGAAGUUCACCAGUUUCUAAUAAGAACGUGUUCUCGCCCACUUCGAACCAAAGCAUCACCUCCCCUAUGACAGGCAAGGCCAGAGAUAAAAUUCUUUCGCCAAAUACAAACACGACGAGUACCACGCCAUCUGGUAGAUCAAGGAGAAGUAAACACUCCCUACGAAAGGAGUCCAGGCAUUAUCAGGAAUCAGAUAUACUAGAGUCACCUGGCGUGUAUUAUAGGAGCUCUUUAAUUGACAAAGUCAGUGAUUACGAAGAUAUUUGGGGACCAGAGAGCAAUAAUUGCUCUACUUUUAAACCGAUGAAAUCAGAAAAUGAUCAUAAUGUAAACAACGGUUUAAUGAGAAGCAAAAGACCAGAUCUUUUGCCAGACACAUUGCCAAAAUUAAAUGCUACUAAAAGCACUCAGUCGAUAUUAGAAAAGGAAAAUAUUCAGCUAAUCAACUCAACUGAGAGUCUUAUCGAGAAGAAAAAUCUCUCCGAUAGCUCGCUUAAGAAGAGUUUCAACGGUUCCUGUGAAAUAAUUGCCACAACCAAUAGCAAAGGGGAGAUUGUUCCGAAAAGACCUGACAAACUUAACAUCGUUUUAAACAUGAACAAGAAGCUAACUGAAGAAAUCGAAGCGGCACUUAAAAAUAGAGAGAAUUAUCGGACUGAAAGUAUGGAGACUGUUAAAUUAGAAGAUAUUUGUGCAAAAGAUCAAAAUACUGACGAUUCGGAAAAAGACAAUACCGGGAGUCCUUUUUAUGCCGAUCCUGUCGACGCUUUGAAAGAAGCUGCCUUACCGCCCGUACAACGAAGGAAACUAUUACGAGUAGGGGUUAACGUCUCUCAGAGGUACUCCGAACCGCCAAACCAAAAUCAUCCAUACUAUCCCCUCAGGGAUAUGCACAGCAUUGAGGAACUGUCACCCUCGUCGCCUAAUACCUCAACUUCGGUGGACAACCUUGUGUCGUUGCGGAGCAAACCGAAAAUGCGUCCAGUUGAGCCGCCGAGGGUUAACAAUAAACCGCCAACCGGUAAAGCCGACCAACCGUGGGCCGUAGAUUCCAGCUGGCAGUUUAUAAACAAGAACGACGAGAGCUCGAACAGUGAGAACGGCACUUUCCCAUCGCUGGCCGAACAAGAGACAAGACUGGGCGGCGUUGACGAGGGGGUACAACAUCUGACCGUACACCAAGUUGUAGCGCAAAAGUUUCCUGAACUUAGACUUAAUUCUGAACCGGUCGCGUUGCCCGAAGAAGUGCGUUCGCCGCCGCGCGCCUCUUGUUACGACAACGUUCACGACCUCAGACCUGUUUCUGAACAGGCGAGUGACGAUGGCACAGUCUUCUCAGAGCCCUGGGACAGUUCCCAGUGGGAUGGCCUUAUACCACCGAGUAAUGGACAGCAAGCCUACGAGAUUGACGAACCUUGCGAGUGGGAUUCACCAGUGCCAAGAAGGGGGCCCACUGGAGUGUCGCGAUCGAAGAGCUUCAGAGACCGUCUAGAUCCCUUACUAGGAAAGUGCGCGAAGGUGACUAAUACAGAGACUAAAAGGCCGCCCGAAUCUCGGAAGGACCGAGCGCAGAAACCGAAAACAGGGGCCAACCAGGUCCCCGAAGCACUGCAAAGGGUUCCUCGGGUCCCCGUAGCACUGCAAAGGGUUCCUCAGGUCCCCGAAGCACUCCAUAGGGCUCCUCAGGUCCCGGAAGUGCCGAUAUCGCCCCGGGGCGACGAAGUGUUCGCGCUGACGACGAUAAAAAACUUCCGUUGCGACAACCUCACCGAGUUCGUCCUGGAGAGUGAUUGGGUGUUCGUUACCAGGGAGAAAUUACUAGAGCCCGGUUUCCAACAGCAUCUGGCGAAGAAGGAGUCGUUAACAAGAUUGUGCAAGGUGCUUAGAAAGAGGGGUGCUAAUAAGAAACUAGUGGAGGUCGUGGCGAAGCCUCCGGACUGCCAUUGCAGGGAUUUGUGCGAGGAAGAAGUUGAAAUGGAACGACGGAAGAAUCCAUUGCGUCGAUUCAUAGAUGCAAUUAGUAGCAUUUGGAGGCGUCUGUAUAAAAGAAUUAAAACAUGCCUUAAAUGUACCCAUUCUGAAAUUAUCGAGGUGCCUAAACAACAAGAUGAAAAUUUCGAUUUCACUCAAUCGUAUCUGUCAGCGGCGGGGCGGGUGCGCGCCCUCCGCGGCGGCCGCACCUCGAGGGGCGCCGGCGCGGCCUUGAGGGCGUACGCUUUGCAUCUAGCGCAAGACAAGAGCACAACGUUCGCGCAGAACGUGGACAAUUUCAUCGCUUGCACGUUGGACUCGAAGGAGACCUGCCCACAGAUAAUGAUGCGGAACAUGAGACAAUUUAUGUCCGGCAUGAAGAAUUAUCUUGUUAAACAUGGAGAAAGAGAGUUCGAGAAAGAAGUGGAAAAAGAAAGAUUAAAGCUGAAGCCGACGGAGUUCCUGAACCUAGACGCGAUCCUCGAGGGGGUCAUGCACCGGCUAGUGGUGCGUCCGCUGCGCGGGCGGCUGUACUCGCAGCUGGCGGCGUGGCACGCGCCCGACCUCCGCCGCUUGCACGCCGCUAUCGAGCGGGCGCAGCACGCCACCCCCCUCCAGCUGGGCGUGAAGGAAUCGACUAAAGUGCCGUCGUCAGCUGUCUUGGCAGUGAUCUCAAAACAUUUCCUUAAAAUGCAAGAAGCUGACUCGCCAUUGGACAAACUUGAAAAUCUCCUGGCAGCUAUUUCUGUUAUGUUUAAUGCGAUGCGGGGCGAGCGCGCCGUCGGCGCGGACGACCUGCUGCCGGUGCUCGCGUGGACGGUGGCCCGGUGCCGGCUGGUCUGCGCCGAGCUGGAGGCGGAGCUGAUGGCCGGGCUGCUGCCGCCGGCGCUGCUGGCCGGCGAGGGCGGUUACUACCUCACCGCGCUGUUCUCCGCGGUGGCCGUGCUGAAGCGGCUCGCGCCUGAGCCGCCGCCGGACGUCGACGCGCCGUGGCGGCGCGGCUCGUGCGCGCAGGCGUGCCGCGGCGCGGCGGUGGUGCGCGUGGCGCUGCCGGACGAGUGCCGCGGCUCGAUCCGGCGCGUGGCGCUGCCGUGCCGGCCGGGCGCGCGCGCGCGCGACCUCUGCCGCGCUCUGGCGCACGCCGCCCACAUCACCAACCCGCAGGACUACGCGCUCUUCGCGCUGCACGACGGACAGGAAACAAUGCUGAACGAGAACGACUGCCCUCAAGAGGUCAUGUCAGAGAAAAGUGGUCAAAACUUCAUACUAGCUUAUAAGAGAAUAGACGCUAAAAUCGCAUGGCCACAACAGGCACUGCUGUCUUACCCA
Messenger RNA from Iphiclides podalirius (scarce swallowtail), 5247 nucleotides. The record is from the annotation of a GenBank genome assembly. NCBI's taxonomy places the organism in Eukaryota, Metazoa, Arthropoda, Insecta, Lepidoptera, Papilionidae.